UCGUUCACUGACUUUAUCUCAUGCUCACUUAACCAACUCCAUCAUGUUUGGUCUCCCUGUGGUUUCCCUUCAUUCUUUUUAAGCCUCUCAACAUGGAGGACGGAACUGUUCUACGCCAACGAAACCACUCGUCUACGAACGGAGGAAUGGCAUCGAAUCAUUUUGACGAAAUUCGAGAUUCAAUUCGUACACAAGAACUUCGACGUCGCACUGAUCAACUUCGUACGGAUAUUUUAGAACAAAUCGACGGGCAAUUAUCUGACCUUUUUGAUGAUGUCAUUCAAGGAGUUGAAAAACCAGACGAGAUUUCUGAUCGUUUUACAGAUAAAAGUAAUGGCAGCAAAAUAUUUAAAGCAAGGCACUCAGUACUCACGGAGCUUCUCCAAGUGUGCCAUAUCAGAACAAUUUACAAUAUAUUUGUUGCACUACUGUUUGUUUUUGUUCUGAACACCAUCGUCUAUGAUUUCAUCGACACUGGCAGUAUCAUACUAGACUUCUCUGUCAUGGCAUGGGCCUUUGGUAAAGCAUCAACUGUCAUCAACAUCUGGCUUGUCAUGAACAUWAUGGCGUUCCUCGUCUUUCCCAUGUUUUACUUCUGGCAUAAGAACAGCUGCUCCUGGCUCAGGAUACCAAACAAAAUAUGGCUGAUAGUCUAUGUAGCAUUCAUUGUUCUUUUCAUUGUUUUUCCUAUCCAAGAAAUCUGCUUACACGACCUUCCUCCCGUGUCAUCCAUAAUUGUUUCUUGUGAACAGAUCCGUUUAAUUCUAAAAGUUCAUGCAUUUGUCAGAUCCAAUGCACCAAAAGUCAUUGCAAUGCAAAAGAAAACUAAAAAAGGACACCAUGCAUCAAGUGGGACUACGUCGUGUCGAAUUUCCUUCAAGUAAUCGGMUGCAUUCUUUAUACAUAUUACGUCUUUGUUCGAUUCUGUGUGCCAGUAUUUAGAAAUACUGGAAAAGAACCCGGAAACUUCAAACAGCUCAUUCUAUCCAGCUUCAGUUGUAUGUUACCUGGUACKAUGGUGCUUGUGUUGGGUUUCUUUGCCAUACUUCACUCCUGGCUCAAUGCUUUUGCUGAAAUGACAAGAUUUGCAGAUAGAAUGUUCUACAAGGAUUGGUGGAACGCUCCUUCGUAUGCCAACUGGUACAGAACUUGGAACGUGGUGGURCAUGAUUGGCUGUUCAACUAUAUAUACAAAGACAUAUUACUUUUCACAGCAAACCGUAAUCUUGCCACCACUAUCGUGUUUCUAUCGUCGGCCUUGGUCCACGAAUAUGUUCUGUUCGUAUCGUUUCGRUUCUUCUUCCCAAUUCUUUUUGCAAUGUUCGGUGGAAUCGGACUGUCCUUCGUAUUUGUGAAGCCCCAGAAGCGUGAGAACGUAUCUCAAGCAUGGAAUAUUUUCAUGUGGGUUACUUURUUCUUGGGGAAUGGUCUACUCAUGUGUUUAUACAGCCAGGAAUGGUAUGCUGUCCAGAACUGCCCAAGAACAUCUCACACUUUGAUGGACCAACUGAUCCCACGUUCUUGGAGUAGCGAAUGCACUGGACAUGGUCAUGGAUUGAACUGAACGGUGCUUUAAUAUCCAACAACGAUUAAACAACUGAUCAUAGCGAUUCAAGACCCACGCGACACUAGCGAAAAACGUAUGCGCAUGCGUUAAAAAAUUAGCAAGUUUUUUUCUCCAAAUAUACAAAACAUUUCGCGAGUGAGACCAAGAUAAUGUAUUCAUAAAGACAACAUGAAAGAAUUUGCUGUACUUUGUUUCAAAUUGACUUUAAAUAAAGUAUGUUUGGCAGGCAAA
Molecule: messenger RNA, 1798 nt
Organism: Actinia tenebrosa (Australian red waratah sea anemone)
Lineage: Eukaryota; Metazoa; Cnidaria; Anthozoa; Actiniaria; Actiniidae
Product: sterol O-acyltransferase 1
Biological process (GO): cholesterol metabolic process
Cellular component (GO): endoplasmic reticulum membrane
Source: RefSeq, a predicted model, not a curated record